Molecule: messenger RNA, 849 nt
Organism: Ophidiomyces ophidiicola
Lineage: Eukaryota; Fungi; Ascomycota; Eurotiomycetes; Onygenales; Onygenaceae
Product: CSG1/SUR1-like protein
Exons: 4
Coding region: 1-849 (282 amino acids)
Source: RefSeq, a predicted model, not a curated record
AUGGCGCAAAAACAUGACGUUCUCCAGCGACCAGACAUUGAAAUGGAAUAUGCCCGUUUAGGAAAAUCGGGUCUUAAUAUCUCGAGAAUCGUGCUCGGAGCAAUGAGCUAUGGGUCGUCCAAGAUGUUUGACUGGAUACUUGAUGAGGAACAAGCCCUCCCAUUGCUAGAACAUGCGUAUAAAAAAGGGAUCAACAAAUGGAUACAGUAUUUCUCCCUCCUUGCAGAUGUUUAUUCGAAGGGCCGCUCUGAAGAGAUUAUCGGCAAGGCUCUUGAGCAGUACAAAAUUCCCCGUUCCAACGUCGUGAUCAUGACCAGGUGCUACUUCCUUGUAGAUCCAAACUGCGAACUGCCUUUAUUCCAAAUUCAGAAUACCGGGGAAUUUGUCAACCGCCUUGGACUCUCUAGAAAGCAUAUCUUUGACGCCGUCAACGCCAGCGUGCAACGAUUGGGCACAUACAUCGAUGUGCUGCAAAUCCACCAGAGCGGCAAGGUUCGAUACAUUGGCGCCAGUUCAAUGGCCGCAUGGGAAUUCCAGGCUCUUCAAAAUAUCGCCGCCCGUAAUGGCGGGCAUCAGUUGAUUUCUAUGCAGAGCUACCACAACCUCCUGAACCGUGAAGGCGAACGUGAAAUGAUCCCCUACUGUGUCGAUUCUGGAGUCGGUCUCAUUCCCUGGUCUCCUUUGGCCCGUGGCGCUCUCACAAGGCCUCUUGGUUCGCGCUCAACUGUCCACGAGCAAUCGGAUCGAAUCAUGAAAACCAUGAUCCGUGAUACAGAAACGGAGGCCGACAAAAUUAUCAUUGGUCGUGUGGAAGAGUUGGCUAAGAAAAGGGGUAUUAGUAUGGCAUAG